Molecule: messenger RNA, 4158 nt
Organism: Drosophila ficusphila
Lineage: Eukaryota; Metazoa; Arthropoda; Insecta; Diptera; Drosophilidae
Exons: 9
Coding region: 890-2593 (567 amino acids)
Biological process (GO): G protein-coupled receptor signaling pathway
Cellular component (GO): membrane
Molecular function (GO): G protein-coupled receptor activity
Source: RefSeq, a predicted model, not a curated record
AUCCGAGAAAGGCUUUUACGGACACCUGUAAGAUCUCGGAAAUUCUCCCACAGCUCGCUCUUUUCUUCAGCUGUGUUAAUCGAGCGGAUCUAAGGAGAUCCGAACAUCUAUCAUUCGCUUAACUGGCGGCUGUUUCGCUGGCAGAACGACGAGGUUUUCUUAUUUUCUGGGUUGAGAUGAGAUAUGAGAUCCACGCGCAGUGCUGGUCGCCCGCCCUCUCUUUCUCUCUCUCGCUCGCACACCUGUCCGACAUCUGGCCAUAUAGACGAUAUAGCCGAUCGGGAAUUCAGUCGCCUCGCGAUGCUCUGGCGUUGAUCUUCGCCGGUCCGAUUUGAUCCGAUCUUCAGGUUUUCCUGUCGCUUUCGUUUUCUUCUCUUCCACUUUCGGUUGUGUGUGUGAUAAUAGCAAUUAAAAUAUAUUAUUUUAUUGUUUUUGUUUAGUGUCAAGUGGAAAAUUUGUUGUCGAGUGUGUGAAAUAUUUAUAAAUAUAGAAGUGAACUGCAAAAACAUGGGAAACGGUUUAAUAUGACGAAGAUAAAUAUGUGAAAAUGUUGAAACAAAUAAAUUAAUACUCAAUGACCAAAAACACGAAAGCACCUCUGGAUUCGCUGGCAUGACCAACAUAUAAUUAUUAGCAAAAAAAGGUCGGCGGAAAAAUAAAAAUUAUCAAAACAUUAAAGCACAACUCGAUUACUGCAGUGGGCGUGUGUGUGUGUUUUGACUGCUGACAAAAGUGCAAUUCGAAUCGGAAUCGGAAUCGAGUGGAGAGUCGGAAAAGCGGGAAAACGCAACCGAUACGGGCCAAACUCAAGUGGUCAGGAUAGGCGGCUAAAAGGAGGCGGCGGGCGGGGUAGGCGUGGCGUAGCGUGGAGCGCUACCAGCCGACGAGCAUGUCCUCGACGUCGACGUCGACAACGACAGCGACGCUGACUGCGACUGAGGCAGCGACGGUGGGAAACGCGACUGUUGGCGAAAUGUUUUCGGAUGCGGAAAUGGCGGAAGUGCGGCAUGUUGUCCAACGCAUUUUGGUGCCGUGCGUUUUUGUUAUUGGACUAUUGGGAAAUUCAGUGAGCAUUUAUGUUUUGACGCGAAAGCGCAUGAGGUGCACCACGAACAUCUAUCUGACGGCUUUGGCCAUCACGGAUAUUGCCUACCUGACCUGUCAAUUAAUCCUCUCGAUCCAGCAUUACGACUACGCCAAGUACCACCUGCAGAUCUUCUGGGAGCUCUACGGCUACUUCGUCUGGCUGUGCGACAGUUUCGGCUACAUUUCGAUUUACAUCGCCGUAUGCUUCACCAUCGAGCGAUUCAUUGCGAUUCGCUAUCCGCUCAAGAGGCAAACAUUCUGCACAGAGUCGCUGGCCAAGAAGGUGAUAGCAGCCGUGGCUGUGUUUUGUUUGCUGUCCACGCUCUCGACGGCAUUCGAGCACACAAUUACGGUCGGUUGGAAGCUGAUUGAUGGCGCCUACCAGCCGUGCAACCAAACGGAGGCCAAUUUCUCGCCCAUGCCCCCGUCCUUCGCCCUGGGCACGCCUCCUUUGGCAACGCCCCCUUUGGCAACGCCUCCGCUUGCAACGCCGCCGACCGUGUGGCAGGACUUCUCCACGGAGUCGCCCACCGCCAUCGCCGGCAGCUCGAGUCAGCUGAUCGAUUGGGGCAGCGGCAGCGGAGAUGGAGAACCAGAAAACAUUCCGCGACAUCGCCGGCACUGGCAGUCAACUGGAUUUGUGACGCUUCCCGCUUUGCGGAGAACGCUGGAGGAACAGGAGCAGCAGGUUCGGCAACCCGCGGAGGAGGAGGAGGAGCAGGAUGAGGGGUCAAGGGUCACCGAGAGUUUGCUGCAGUUGCUCCGUAGCAAACGCAGCGCUGACAACAACAAUGACUACAACAAUGACAACAGCAACAACACGGAUGCAUUCGCAUUUAAUGUAACGGAAUACUGUCAAAAUAUGACCGUCUUUGGUCACGGUUACUCGGAACUGGGAAUGGAUGAGCUCUAUAGUAAUUUAUGGAGCAUGGUCACACUGCUCAUCUUCGUGGUGCUUCCCUUGCUUCUGCUGGCCACAUUCAACUCAUUUCUGAUACUACUGGUGCAUCGGUCGAAGAAUCUUCGCGGUGAUCUGACCAAUGCGAGUAGCAUAAGGCGCACAAAACGCAAAUCAAACUCCGGCAUCAAGAGCAGUGUGUCGCAGGAGCACCGAGUGACAAUCACCUUGAUUGCGGUGGUGCUAAUGUUCAUAGUGUGCCAACUGCCGUGGGCCAUUUACCUGGUGGUCGAACAGUACAUGACCAUUCAGGUGAGCACCCAAGUGGUGGCGGGUAAUGUCUGCAAUCUGCUCGCCUCCCUCCAUGCGGCCUCCAACUUUUUUCUAUACUGUGUGCUAUCCGAUAAGUAUCGAAAGACGGUGCGUGAGCUGAUCACCGGCUAUCGGUAUAGGCAUCGACAUAACCGCAACAACACCAGUCUCUAUGUGCCGCACACGACGACUACACUGACCCAAAUUAAUGGAGACCAUUACGGCGGCGGUGGUGGUCAUUACGGCGGCGCUGGAAGUCGGCGAACCCGCAAUACUACGGGUCGCCUGAUAGCGUGAGCCAGCAAGGAUAUAUAUAUGUACCAUAUGUAUAUUCCGGUUGAACUCCUUGAGAAGAGAAUCCAAGAGAAUCUCGCAAGAGAAGGCUUCGAAUUUGCCAGCAAAUCUCACGGAAUCGAAUCACAAGUGACUCGUUUAAGUCAAAAGUGAUUCCAUUCGAGCGUGACGAGCAGAAAAUUUAAUUUGUUAUCAAUCAAUCGAUAUUUAUGUAUAUCUCUCUCUCUAUCUCUCUAUCUAUCUAUCUAUCUAUCUUCCCACUGUCUCUUUAUAUAUAUAUAUAUAUUACAUAACAUACAUUGUGCCAUAAUGUGAUGAUUAUAGAUUUAUGCUAGUUAACCUAAACGUAAUUGUUGUCCUAAGUACUAAACGCAUCAAAUCAAAUACACGCAAUACACACACAAGUAAACAAAGGACGUCGUCGUCGGUGAGUUUGCUGUUUGCUAUUUGACCGUCCCACGGGGCGUAUGAAUAACCCACCGGUGCAUAUUAAUUUGGUGCGCCACGUAUCGCUGGAUAUCGGGGAAUAGACCGCAGUUAACUGUCCCGCGAGACUGCGGUUCUUCGAAGAACAUAGAGAGGGGGAAGGUAGGAGGGUAAAUAACCCAACAGGAAAACAAAGGGGCAACAAGAAAGGAAGAAGGACCUUCCGAAUAUCAAACUCGAAGUACAGAGUUCUCUUUAGCUUGGAAAUGUUGUACAUAGUUCAUAGGAGUUAAAGAUCUGUAGCAUUUUUUUAAUAUUUUUCCCCUCACCCGAACUGAAUUGUUUUAUUUGUAGUGGUAGACACAAUUAUUUUGCAGAGUGUCCCGCUUAUAAGGGAAACCUGAUUUCCCUGUUGUUGCGAUAAUUGAAGUGUUUACAAUCCGUAUCCUGGGCAUCUGCUAUCGCCGAAUCUGCAGUUGCCAGUGAAUUGCACUGACCGAUACCUAAUUGAAUGCCAGCCAAGUUCCAGAGCUGCAGAGCUUCAGAGCUUCAGAGCUGCAGAGCCGAAAUGCCGAAAUCACAGCCCGUUUCCUGUUAGCCAUUUUGCCAUUUUUCGGUCGGCCCGAAUGCAAUCGAACAGCUGCAGCAAUCGAAGGGCUGCGCCUGCAGAUCCGACUAAGCCGAUAAUUGAAGGUGCCGUCGUGGCCAAUGGGGAUUCUUCUGUGUCAACCUACUCUGCUUCUCCGGAACGGGGAUAAAUGGGGAUUCCCCCGGGGAUAAUUGGUUCAACCGAACUGGGGACUCGGCCAUCGAUGCCGAAUGCUAAAAUACAAGUGAAAAUCUUUUCCGGCAUGCUGGCAAUAAAUUUCGGGGGCAAAAUGUGGGGGAAAUCUAACCCAUUCACACACAUACAAAUACACAUACACACGCAGAGCUACAAAAAGCCACACAUACACACACACACAAACGUAAUGGAGUUACAAACAUUUGCGGUUUACUGCAUUGCUAUUUCCAUCCACACAUGUACAACUGCAGUAAAAAUAGUAGGAAAUGUUUAAAAAAAUACACACUUCUAUGGCCAACCUUUUGAUUUAAAUAUUUUUAUUUAUUUAAAGAAAGUCAAAGCAAUAUGUACUUGCAAA